AUGUCGGGAGAUAACACAGGGAAUAAAUCCAAUUCAGCACCUUCAAAAUCAAUUGAAGAAUUGUUGAAAUUAUUGGCUAUGGGACAAGAAUUAUCCCCGGCUCAACAAAAGGAAAUGAAAGAUUAUAAAUUUUGGAAGACUCAACCUGUACCAUCAUUAAGUGAAACCGUCACUGAAGAAGGUCCUAUUGAUAAAUUGAAAACUCCAGAAGAUGUUCCUAAUGAUCCAUUACCAUUGAUCAGUGAUUUUGAAUGGAGUACUUUAGAUAUUGACGAUAAUUUACAAUUGGAUGAAUUAUAUAAAUUAUUAUAUGAUAAUUAUGUUGAAGAUAUUGAUGCCACAUUUAGAUUCAAAUAUAGUCAUGAAUUUUUCCAAUGGGCUUUGAAACCACCGGGAUGGAGAAAAGAUUGGCAUGUUGGGGUUAGAGUGAAAUCAACUGGGAAAUUAGUAGCUUUUAUAGCUGCUACUCCGGUCACUUUUAAAUUAAAUAAAUCAAAUAAAGUGAUUGAUUCAGUGGAAAUCAACUUUUUAUGUAUUCACAAAAAAUUAAGAAAUAAGAGAUUAGCCCCCGUAUUAAUCAAAGAAAUCACUCGUAGGGUUAAUAAACAAAACAUUUGGCAAGCAUUAUAUACUGGUGGAUCGAUUUUACCUACACCAUUGACAACUUGUCGUUAUCAACAUCGCCCAAUCAAUUGGUCGAAAUUGCAUGAUGUGGGGUUCAGUCAUUUACCUCCAAAUCAAACUAAAAGCAGUAUGGUGGCAAGUUAUACAUUACCUAAUAAUCCUAAAUUGAAAGGUUUACGUCCAAUGACUGGGAAAGAUGUUUCCACCGUAUUAUCUUUAUUGUAUAAAUAUCAAGAACGAUUUGAUAUUGUACAACUUUUUACCGAAGAAGAAUUUAAACAUUGGAUGUUGGGUCAUGAUGAAAAUUCAGAUUCUAAUGUGGUUAAAAGUUAUGUAGUUGAAGAUGAAAAUGGGGUUAUUACCGAUUAUUUUUCAUAUUAUUUGUUACCAUUCACAGUAUUAGACAAUGCUCAACAUGAUGAAUUAGGAAUUGCUUAUUUGUUUUAUUAUGCCAGUGAUUCCUUUGAAAAACCAAAUUAUAAAAAGAGAUUAAAUGAAUUAAUCACUGAUGCAUUAAUUACCAGUAAAAAAUUUGGAGUUGAUGUUUUCAAUUGUUUAACUUGUCAAGAUAAUACUUAUUUCUUAAAAGAUUGUAAAUUUGGUAGUGGUGAUGGUUUUUUAAAUUAUUAUCUUUUUAAUUAUAGAACAUUCCCUAUGGAUGGAGGAAUUGAUAAAAAGACAAAAGAAGUUGUCGAAGAUCAAACAAGUGGUAUAGGUGUAGUUUUAUUAUAA
Candida albicans SC5314 is the source of this 1356-nucleotide messenger RNA. It is a transcript of the gene NMT1, whose product is annotated as glycylpeptide N-tetradecanoyltransferase. Gene Ontology annotation, cellular component: cytoplasm. The record is from RefSeq and is a predicted model, not a curated record. NCBI's taxonomy places the organism in Eukaryota, Fungi, Ascomycota, Pichiomycetes, Serinales, Debaryomycetaceae. Gene Ontology annotation, biological process: N-terminal peptidyl-glycine N-myristoylation. The transcript has a single exon. Gene Ontology annotation, molecular function: glycylpeptide N-tetradecanoyltransferase activity. The coding region runs from base 1 to 1356 and encodes 451 amino acids.